GCGGCGCGGGCCGCGGCGUCUUCAAUAUUUCAAGCGCACUUGGUGCGACCGACACGCGACUGUAAAUCUGGUAAAAAAUUAACCAAUUGGCAUGUCACGACUGUGCAUUUUAAAAUUAUGCCCUGUGAUAAAAAGGAAGGGAACGCCGGAGACGCUGUUGAGUCGGAUACGUUUUAAAGACGGUGACCGACAGCGUUUCAACGCAACGUGUUGGAGCUGUCAGAGAGGUUAUGUCCAGCGUUCCUCUAUACUGGCAUCUCAACUCUAUCCGCCGUAUAGAUUGUCAUUGAAUAAAAUUUUCCUCAAGUUCCCUGCAACGCUCUCGACAACCACGAGGGAAAAGUACGAUGAUUAUGGCGAUAAAUGUGGCGGGAGGCAUUGGCAUCGUGGAACGCUCUUGGCCAAUCUUGGCCUUUUCAGUUUUCUAAUGGUUUUUUGUUCCACUUUACAUUUGAAAGAGAAAAGAUUCUUUCGCGCUGUCCAGUAUGGUAAUGUCUCUGAAUUAAAAAAGUCUAUAGCAGAUGGCAUUGAUGUAAACACCAGGCAUCCAUUGGGUUGGACAGCGUUGCAAACUGCUGCUAUAAAUCAAAAAGAUGAAAUAAUCAAAAUUCUAUUGGACAAUGGCGCUGACAUAAAUGCGGGAGAUAACUUUGUUAAUGUAUACAGAACCGCUAUGGAAAAGAGUUUACAUUCUUUGGAUGUUCUUACAAAGAGGGAAGAAGAAUUUUCUGAUCGAUUAAAUAAUCGAGCAACUUUCCAAGGUUUUACAGCAUUACAUUAUGCUGUGUUAGCCGAUUCAAAAACUUGUGUCAAAGCGUUAUUAGAUGGGGGAGCCAAUCCAACGAUAGAAAAUGAAGCGGGACACCGAGCGGUUGAAUACGCUAAAGAAGGAGAAAUCAAAGAGAUGCUUAUCAAACAUGCCAUUAAAUAUGAUGAAAUAGUAAAAGAAAAGGAAGCAGAAGAACGUCGUAGAUUUCCAUUGGAGCAACGUUUGAAGCAACACGUUGUAGGACAGGAGGGACCAAUUUCCAUCGUUGCUUCUACUAUCAGAAGGAAAGAAAAUGGUUGGAUAGACGAGGAGCAUCCGCUGGUAUUUCUUUUCUUGGGUUCAUCAGGCAUUGGCAAAACAGAAUUGGCCAAGCAAUUAGCUGCUUAUAUUCACAGAAAUAAAUCGGAUAGUUUUAUUCGAUUAGAUAUGUCUGAAUAUCAAGGAAAACAUGAAGUUGCAAAAUUAAUUGGAGCACCACCAGGAUACGUAGGACACGAUGACGGUGGACAGCUGACAAAACUUUUAAAAAAAUCCCCUUCCGCUGUUGUAUUAUUUGACGAAGUGGAUAAAGCCCAUCCUGAUGUUUUAACUGUUUUGCUACAGCUGUUUGACGAGGGUAGAUUAACUGACGGUAAAGGAAAAACAAUCGAGUGUAAAAAUGCUAUUUUCAUAAUGACAUCAAAUUUAGGAAGCGAGGAAAUUGCAGAACAUGCGAUGCAACUAAGAGCAGAAGCUGAAAGAUUGUUAAACCAUAGGUUAGUCAAUACCGUUGAUGAAGAUCAAGAACCAGAACGUAUUGAGAUAUCUCGUAAUUUUAAGGAUCAAGUGGUGCGUCCAAUACUGAAAGAGCAUUUUCGGAGAGAUGAAUUUUUGGGAAGAAUAAAUGAAAUUGUAUAUUUUUUGCCAUUCUCUCGAGCAGAAUUGAUAGAAUUGGUUGCUAGAGAAUUGAAAGCAUGGGCUGUACGCGCGAAAGAAAGGCACAAGAUGGAAUUAAAAUGGGACAGAGAGGUUCUAUCGGUACUAGCGGAUGGCUAUGACGUCCAUUAUGGUGCUCGUUCCAUCAAGUAUGAAGUGGAAAGACGUGUUGUUAACCAAUUAGCAGCAGCUCAUGAACGGGGGCAACUUGGUAAAGGAUGCUGUGUAUUGUUAAAAGCAAAGUGGCAUGAGAAUGGAGCGAGCAUAAUCCUUUCUGUUCAGCAGAAGGGCUCAAAGAAGUUUGUCGAUAUUUUAGAAAUAGACAAGUUAACGAAAAAUAUUAGUUCAAAAUUCUUAUAAAUAUAGCAUGUAAAUUUUGCUUUCGCAACUUACGCAAAUCACAUUGUUAUUUAGGAAGGAAGAUUAUGUACCAAAAUCUGCUGUAACUUGUUACGAUACAAUGUACAAAUGUACAAAUUUAGACAAUAAAAAAAAAGUGCUAUAUUUAGGUACAUAUUGUGCUAUGCAAUGAAUACAA
This is a messenger RNA of Vollenhovia emeryi, 2222 nucleotides long. RefSeq names its product caseinolytic peptidase B protein homolog. Gene Ontology annotation, molecular function: protein binding; ATP hydrolysis activity; ATP binding. Lineage: Eukaryota; Metazoa; Arthropoda; Insecta; Hymenoptera; Formicidae. Gene Ontology annotation, cellular component: mitochondrion; cytoplasm. The transcript has 10 exons. Bases 92 to 2044 code for a protein of 650 amino acids. The record is from RefSeq and is a predicted model, not a curated record. Gene Ontology annotation, biological process: cellular response to heat.